AUGGUAUCUGCCGUGGUGUUUGCCGUGGUCUCUGCCGUGGUGUUUGCCGUGGUCUCUGCCGUGGUCUUUGCCAUGGUAUCUGCCGUGGUGUUUGCCGUGGUCUCUGCCGUGGUCUUUGCCGUGGUCUUUGCCGUGGUCUCUGCCGUGGUCUUUGCCGUGGUCUUUGCCGUGGUCUCUGCCGUGGUCUUUGCCAUGGUAUCUGCCGUGGUGUUUGCCUUGGUCUCUGCCGUGGUCUUUGCCGUGGUCUCUGCCGUGGUGUUUGCCGUGGUCUCUGCCGUGGUCUUUGCCAUGGUAUCUGCCGUGGUGUUUGCCGUGGUCUCUGCCGUGGUCUUUGCCGUGGUCUUUGCCGUGGUCUCUGCCGUGGUCUUUGCCGUGGUCUUUGCCGUGGUCUCUGCCGUGGUCUUUGCCAUGGUAUCUGCCGUGGUGUUUGCCUUGGUCUCUGCCGUGGUCUUUGCCGUGGUCUUUGCAGUGGUCUCUGCCGUGGUCUUUGCCGUGGUCUCUGCCGUGGUCUUUGCCGUGGUCUCUACCGUGGUCUCUACCGUGGUCUCUGCCAUGGUCUUUGCCAUGGUCUCUACCGUGGUCUCUACCGUGGUCUCUGCAGUGGUCUUUGCCGUGGCCGGUCUCCCUGCAGCCUCCUCCGGGUCCGGCUCCACCGCCUCGGGCUGUUUAGGUUCUGGAGGGAUCCCAACUUCCUCCUCUAAUCAUGACAUCAUCUUGGCUCAAUGGGUUAAAGAUGUGGCGAGGAUAUUCCCCGCUUCCUUGUUCCGCGGCUCGCCAUGA
This is a messenger RNA of Knipowitschia caucasica, 780 nucleotides long. The record is from the annotation of a GenBank genome assembly. NCBI's taxonomy places the organism in Eukaryota, Metazoa, Chordata, Actinopteri, Gobiiformes, Gobiidae.